AUGGGUGGACCCGCAACGGGGCUAUGCAACGCUAUCUUCGAAGCUCAUGGACUUUCGCUUGACCACGUGCCGAGCGAGACCACACAAUCCGGUGGUCACUGCAGCUCCUUCUUGUGCAGUGAGUGGUACCACGUGCAUGUGCUCGAGUGGGAGAAGUGUGAGGAGCUCUCAUCUGCGUCGUCCUUGUGGCUGCUCGACAGCGUGCAAGCACGAGCCACCGAAGCUGCUGCGUCGUGGAAACGGACCAUUCGUCCCACCUGCGCGGGCAACGCGUCACACAGCAAAGAUCGUUGCCUUUUCUAUGCGGGGGCCGAAAAUGCGCGGUACGUUCCGCUGGACCGGAAGCUCGUGGCAGAGGAAGACGGCGUAUCUGCAGCUGUGGCGGAUGCCGACACUGACCUCACGCUGCAGCUCUUUGACGGGAACGAGUGA
Messenger RNA from Hyaloperonospora brassicae, 432 nucleotides. Lineage: Eukaryota; Oomycota; Peronosporomycetes; Peronosporales; Peronosporaceae. The record is from the annotation of a GenBank genome assembly.